GUCUACUGUCACUGGAUGAAAUCAGUCUGAAUGUUCUGAAGGAAGCUGGAAGCCCACAGCAGAAGAAAUAUGCUAAACGAAUCCUUCCCAUUGUAAAAAGGCAUCACCUUUUACUGGUAACGUUGGUGCUAGCAAACUCAGCAUGUGUGGAAGCCAUGCCAGUGUGUCUUGACAGGGUAUCUGGUCCCAUCACUGCAAUCUUAGUAUCCACUACAGCUGUGGUACUAUUUGGAGAAGUUUUCCCCCAGGCAUUAUGCACAAGAUUUGGCUUGGCAAUUGGGGCCUAUAUGAUGCCUCUAGUCUAUACCCUGAUGUUCCUGCUAUUCAUUGUGGCCUGGCCCAUAGCAAAGCUGCUGGAUCUGCUCUUAGGCAAGGAGCAUGGCACGUUUUAUCGCAGAGCGGAACUCGGGGUACUGGUUGACCUCCAUGCUGAUAAAGCUGGGGGUGGUGAGGAGGGAGGUGAGGAGAAACUUACCCUUGAUGAAGUACUUAUUAUUAAGGGGGCCCUGGAGAUGAGAGAUAAAACUGCCAAGGAUGCCAUGGUACCAUUGAAUGAUGUAUUCAUGCUAGACAUCAAUGAUAAGAUGGAUCUUUUGACUAUGAAUAAGAUUCUAACUGCCUCUCAUUCGAGAGUUCCGGUCUAUGAUGGGGACAAGAAAAACAUCAUUGGAGUUCUUCUAGUCAAGACACUAAUUACUCUGGAUCCUGAUGAUAAAGUUCCAAUACAAAGUUUGAAAAACACAAAGUCAUGGAGAGAUGUGCACUACAUAGAGGAAACCAAACCACUGUAUGAUUUACUCAAUGAAUACCAACUGGGAAAAGCACAUCUGUCAGUUGUCUUGGCUAAGCUUGAUGAGGAGGAAAUUGUUUCUGCCACUACCAAACAGACAUUAAACCCAAAAAUGUAG
This is a messenger RNA of Lingula anatina, 908 nucleotides long. RefSeq lists its product as uncharacterized. Gene Ontology annotation, cellular component: cytoplasm. The record is from RefSeq and is a predicted model, not a curated record. Gene Ontology annotation, biological process: intracellular manganese ion homeostasis; magnesium ion homeostasis. NCBI's taxonomy places the organism in Eukaryota, Metazoa, Brachiopoda, Lingulata, Lingulida, Lingulidae.